UUCUUUUUUUAAAUCCUUGGAUCCAGUGUCGAUCUUCGUGACGACGAUGAACUCAGCGGCGUCACAGGAUCACUGGAGGAGUUACUUCAGGAAAGCGAAUUCCGACAUAUUCAGCAUCAUUGACAACGCCAUCACGGUGGCCGCUUCCGAUUGCCCCAAGGAAUUCAGGCUUCGCCGUGACGCCAUUGCCGAGCUCCUCUUCUCCUGUAGGCUCGCGCGGUGCCGUGGAUGUGACCGAGUGGAGCUCGCCGUCGAUGGAGGCAGCGGCAAAGAUGAUUGUGGUGGUGGCGGCGGCGGCGGCCGCAAGAGCGGUGAGUCCGAGGUCGAGACGGGUGGGAGUAAAGAGAGCAAAGUCAACAGCAGCAGAGAUGAUAGGGGAGAGGUGAAUGUUCAGAUCGUGAGCAAUUACAGCUAUGGGGAAGCAGAAGCCUUGACGGAUGAGAUUGAAGAACAGUCUCUGUAUGCUGAUGAGGUCUUCAGGAUCAGACAGGUUUUGCUUAAUUCUCAAGAAGAGUCUGAUUCAGUAAUAUUCGAGUCGUUGCGGAGGCUUCAGCUGAUGGAGCUCACUGUGGAUCUUCUGAAGGCCACUGAGAUUGGUAAGGCUGUCACUCCUCUUCGAAAGCACGGCUCGAGGGAUAUUCGCCAACUUGCACGGACACUUAUUGAUGGCUGGAAAGUUAUGGUGGAUGAGUGGGUCAAGGCUACCACACCUAUCACAGGUUCAGAAGGUACCCCAGAUUCAGUAAAGCCGUCUACAGUUGAUGAGGAAGAAGGGCUUCCAUCACCUUCCAUGGAUGAAGGGGCUUUCUUUGCCACUCAAGCUGGUUCAAUGGAACUCUCCCAGUUCUUUGAUGGCAUGGAUGAUUAUGGAAAUCCUCAACAGAGUGGGGAAUUCAUCAAGAACCGUGAAAGUGGCAGAAGGGCAUCGCUGGAUAAUCAACAUAUUGUAGAGAUGAAAAUUCAGGCUUCAGCCAAUGACACAAACACGGACAUUAAGGGUCAGCAAGCCAUGAAACAUGAGAGUACUGUGAAGCUAACUAAGCUGGUAAACACUGACUCUGGCCCUGGCAGGCCGCCAAAAACUACCAUGCAGAUAAAAGGGACUGUGAAACAGAAGAUGCCUCAAAAGAUAGAGACAAGUGUCAUCCCAAAGCAGCCUCAGGCUAGUAAUCAGGAUAAAUCCAAGCCUUCGGAUGAUUCUUCAUUGAAAGUGAAGCUAGAAGCCGCUAAGAGAAAACUUCAGGAGCGGUAUCAACAAGCUGAAAAUGCUAAGAGGCAGCGAACGGUACAGGUUAUGGAGUUGCACGACCUGCCCAAGCAAGCGGUUGCACACCGGAAUCCACAUGUGAAGCCUGGAAUGCAUAAGAGGAAAUUGAAUAACGGACGAAGAUAGUGAUCUGCAUAAUGGGGAACCUGCAUUUUUUGUUAUAAGCUUCUCCCGUUCAAAAAAAAAGGAGGAAGAAGAGCUCUAUGUAUGUAAGCUUUGACCAUUUGAAAUCACAAUUCAGGUUUACCAUAUUCUUACUUGUACAGAGAGCCGUUUUGAAUCUCUGAUCUGAUUGAGAGGGAAGUAAACUCUGAAAAACAGUUUAUUUCCUAAAUUAAAGGUGUUGAGUAUAUAUAGAAAUUUUGUUUAUCCGGGGAUUGGAUUUGGAGGAGGCACUCUUUGGCAAUAAAUUGAGGAUGACUAUGUUCA
This is a messenger RNA of Arachis duranensis, 1696 nucleotides long. Its product is annotated as probable mediator of RNA polymerase II transcription subunit 26b. Lineage: Eukaryota; Viridiplantae; Streptophyta; Magnoliopsida; Fabales; Fabaceae. The coding region runs from base 47 to 1393 and encodes 448 amino acids. The record is from RefSeq and is a predicted model, not a curated record. Gene Ontology annotation, cellular component: nucleus. The transcript has 9 exons.